GCCCGGCCGCGGACUACGACUCCCGCCAGGCGCCGCGGCGCAGCGCAUGAGCCCUGCUCGGCUCCGGCGCGUCUAUUAUGCUGCCGGGGCCGGCGAACCCAAGAGGAGCCGGCCGCGCGGGCCGGAGAGGGACGGCCGCGGGAGCCGCCGAGGCCAAGUGCUGCCCGGUUGGGCCCAGAAAUGGGAUGUCAGGCCUCCGAAAGGAGCAUAGUGGAAGCGAGGGCCUCGAGCGGCUGCUGUGACGGCCAGUGAGUGAGCCGCGGAGGAUGUCCACCACGACGACGGUCGCCCCUGCGGGGAUCCCGGCAGCCCCGGGCCCGGUGAACCCGCCCCCGCCGGAGGUCUCCAACCCCGCUAAGCCCGGCCGCAAGACCAACCAGCUGCAGUACAUGCAGAAUGUGGUGGUGAAGACGCUCUGGAAACACCAGUUUGCUUGGCCCUUCUACCAGCCCGUGGACGCAAUCAAGCUAAACCUGCCUGAUUAUCAUAAAAUCAUAAAAAACCCAAUGGAUAUGGGGACUAUUAAGAAGAGACUAGAAAAUAAUUAUUACUGGAGCGCGAGCGAAUGUAUGCAGGACUUCAACACCAUGUUUACAAAUUGUUACAUUUAUAACAAGCCCACAGAUGACAUAGUGCUAAUGGCCCAAGCCUUAGAGAAAAUUUUUCUGCAGAAAGUGGCCCAGAUGCCCCAGGAGGAAGUUGAAUUAUUACCCCCUGCUCCGAAGGGCAAAGGCCGGAAACCGGCUGCAGGAACCCAGAGUGCAGGUACACAGCAGGUGGCGGCUGUGUCCUCUGUCUCCCCAGCAACCCCCUUCCAGAGCGUCCCCCCCACUGUCUCCCAGACGCCUGUCAUUGCUGCCACCCCAGUGCCAACCAUCACUGCAAACAUCACGUCGGUCCCCGUUGCCCCGGCUGCUGCCCCACCUCCUCCCUCGACGCCCAUCAUCCCUGUGGUCCCUCCCACACCACCUGUAGUCAAGAAAAAGGGCGUGAAGCGGAAAGCAGACACCACGACGCCCACAACGUCCGCCAUCACUGCCAGCCGGAGCGAGUCGCCCCCGCCACUGUCAGACCCCAAGCAGGCCAAGGUGGUGGCACGGCGGGAGAGCGGGGGCCGCCCCAUUAAGCCGCCCAAGAAGGACCUGGAGGACGGCGAGGUGCCGCAGCACGCGGGCAAGAAGGGCAAGCUGUCGGAGCACCUGCGGCACUGUGACAGCAUCCUCAAGGAGAUGCUGUCCAAGAAGCACGCGGCCUACGCCUGGCCCUUCUACAAGCCGGUGGACGCCGAGGCCCUGGAGCUGCACGACUACCACGACAUCAUCAAGCACCCGAUGGACCUCAGCACCGUCAAGAAGAAGAUGGACAGCCGUGAGUACCCAGACGCGCAGGGCUUUGCUGCCGACAUCCGGUUAAUGUUCUCCAACUGCUACAAAUACAACCCCCCAGACCACGAGGUGGUGGCCAUGGCCAGGAAGCUCCAGGACGUGUUUGAGAUGCGGUUUGCCAAGAUGCCGGAUGAGCCAGUGGAGGCGCCGGCUCUGCCUGCCCCCGCGGCCCCCGUGCUGAGCAAGGGCGCUGAGAGCAGCCGCAGCAGUGAGGAGAGCUCCUCGGACUCGGGCAGCUCGGACUCGGAGGAGGAGCGGGCCACCCGGCUGGCCGAGCUGCAGGAACAGCUGAAGGCUGUGCACGAGCAGCUGGCCGCCCUGUCGCAGGCCCCGGUGAACAAGCCAAAGAGGAAGAAGGAGAAGAAGGAGAAGGAGAAGAAGAAGAAGGACAAGGACAAGGACAAGGAGAGGCACAAGACAAAGUCCGAGGACGAGAAGAAGGCCAAGGUGGCCCCACCCGCCAAGCAGGCCCAACCGAAGAAGGCUCCCACCAAGAAGGCCAGUAGCACGGCCACGGCCAGCAGGCAGCCGAAGAAGGGUGGCAAGCAGGCAUCAGCCUCCUACGACUCGGAGGAGGAGGAAGAGGGCCUGCCCAUGAGCUACGACGAGAAGCGCCAGCUCAGCCUGGACAUCAACCGGCUGCCCGGGGAGAAGCUGGGCCGGGUGGUACACAUCAUCCAGUCCCGGGAGCCCUCGCUCAGGGACUCCAAUCCUGACGAGAUAGAGAUUGACUUUGAGACUCUGAAACCCACCACUUUGCGGGAGCUAGAGAGAUACGUCAAGUCUUGUUUACAGAAGAAGCAAAGGAAGCCAUUGUCCACGAGCGGGAAGAAGCAGGCGGCCAAGUCGAAGGAGGAGUUAGCUCAGGAAAAGAAGAAGGAGUUAGAGAAGCGGCUGCAGGACGUCAGCGGGCAGCUGAACAACAACAAGAAGCCCGCCAAGAAAGAGAAAGCGGGCUCCGCGCCCUCGGGCGGCCCGUCCCGGCUCAGCAGCAGCAGCUCCUCCGGCUCUGGGAGCAGCAGCUCCAGCGGGUCCAGCUCCGACAGCAGCGACUCGGAAUGAGCCCUGGACGCGGAGCAGAACCCGGACAGCGAUGUCGCCCACGCCCAGACUGCAGUGGUCCCUCCGAUGGUUAAUAUACUGCUUUCCUUCCACGCUGUGCAGGUUUCCUUGUUAACUCAGUGUUAUGGUAUCUUCCAGUUUUUGCUUUAAUAGGUCAGAGCUCUUUCUCGUGUGUCCGUGAGGCUUUAUGAGGAGGUGCGAGCCCGCAUAAAGUCUUUUCUUCGUAACUGAGUCCAGUUGCUUGGAGAUGGCAACUUCCAGCGCUGACCUGAUGACCGUAGAAAAACAGUGUCAGAUGUGAUCUGAAGUCUCUUAGGCCCGACCUGGUCUGUAGCUCCAGAAGGAAUUGUUGCAAAGGAAGUUUCUCUGAGAUGGUACUGUACUGAAGGCUGUCAGCUUUGCCAACAGGCCUCGUCUCUGUCCCUCGGCCCCGAGCUCGGCCCCGGGGCCGGCCGGCUCGCCUCUGGCUGCGGGGGGGCCGCGGGGGGUUGCGCUGCGGCCACGGGCUCCGGUCUGGGCUUCUGCAGGGGAGGGUGGGGAGAGCUGGGUGGGCGCGGAGGGAGGGGCGCCGGGAGCUCCCAGGAGGGAACACGGGGGCCGCGCGUGCCGCGCGCAGCUUUCCAUACACUGAAACUUUUACCUCAACUUAAAAAAAAGAAAAAAAGGAAAAAAAAGAGAAAAGAUUAAAAAAACAAAAACAAAAAACAAAAGGAGACUUUUUUGUAAGGUUCAGCCGUUUUCUACGAAGUCCAGCCCAACGUGUGUCCCCAGCUCGUGAGCUGCCGCUGCCGCACACCCGGGAGCUCUUUUCCCAGUUUCGUGUAUAUAUGAACACUUUAUUUAUUAACAUCAUUGGUCAUUUUUUUUUAAAAAAAAAGAAAAACAAAACUGCAAAGAAACGCAUUAAAAAAAGCAGCAGACGUGCAGGCCUCUCAGAGUGGUUCGCAGGAGAGCCGCGGCCCUGCCCGGAUGGCGGACUGUGGCCUCCAGGUGCUGGCCUCCCACCACUCGCGCUGGUGCUCAACCCCGGCCGCGCGCCCGCCCCCCGGCCCCCCCGCGGGGCUCGGGCCUGCCCCCCGUGUGCGCGUGUGGGUUUGGAGACGUACAGGCGUAGACAGCCGCCAGCUGCAGCACAUUCUCAGUCUUCGUUCUGUGUGUUGGGUUCUUUUGUACUCACUUCUGGUCUCUCUAGGACUGUUUUAAAAGAAAUCAAUUUAGGGAACCCCAGUUAUAUAAUAUAAACUUUGUAAUCUGAGAGAAAAAAAAUGUAUAGUAAAUCUAAGUCUUGAUUUUUAACUUUCUAUUGUAAAAAAAAAAAUAAUAAUAAUAUACAGAGUUUAACAGAAGGUUAUGUUUUGGUUUUGUUUUUCCCAGAGGCUGCCCCGCGGCCUUUGAGUGCAGGGACGCCCCACACGGCCCGCCUGAGCUCGGAGCAUUGUGGCUUCGGCCUCGAGUGCCAGGGGCCGGCCGUCCAGGCCCCCCCGUGGGGCGCCCCUCACCUCCCAGCCCCGAGGGCAGGGGCCGUGGGGCUGUGGGGCCGGAGGAGCCUCUGGCCGCAGGAGGGUUUGCUCCUCAAAGGCCACGCCGGGCUCCCUGCUCGAGCAUUUUCCCGCUAGCACAGAAAUGACUGAGAUAGGGCAUUCUCCCAGACCUCCCUAGGAGGUGGGUGCUGGGGGCGGAGCUGCGGGUGCCCUGCCUCGGGUCUGGUGGCGAGUUUCCAGGCGGACGGGGGGACUGGUCAUCAGUAUCCGAGGAGGGGGGCAGUCUUUACAAAUCCUAAGAUGGAUUCAGGUUCCACCGGCCCUUAUGGUCACAGAUGCCCUUGCCGGACGCGGCACUGAUGAGGCGGUGGGUGGUGGGUUACCAUGUUUCUUACUGCUGGUGAUUCUGACGCUUGGUGAGUUUUGAGCCAGUUUGUUAAACUUUUCAUUAAGUUUUGUUUAUAAUAAAAAUAUAUGUGGAUUUUUCAACUUGCCAUUUUUUAGAGUUACCCUUGUGUUUCAGAGGUGUUUUCUAAGCAGAUCUGUAACGGAAUAUUUAAACUAGGACUUUAAUACAUGACACGAUGGAUGGUCUUAAAGCAGGAUCUCUCUGGCAACGUGCAGCAAGCGCGCCUCCCCGAGCAGAGGGUGCUGGGGGGCGCGUGGGGGGCUCCCAUGGAGCACCUGUCCAGCUGCGGGCAUGGUGGGGGGUGGUCGCCUGUGUGAGCCGUCAGGUCGGGGAGCGUGUGGUCCUCGAGCCCGGCACAGUGCAGGCAUUUCAGAACACUUCACUGUCCGCUGGCUCUGCGGGAGACAUGGGUCCUGGAUCACCUCUGCCCCUUUCCCCUGCCCCCAGGAGGAGGCCGCCAUGCGCAGAGGGCUGCCGUCCAUCCUGAGCAGUGUAGUUCAAUGGUGCUGUGGUUUCUUAAGGCUUCCUGUGCAGACUUCAAAGCCGAGUUCUCUUCUGAGUUUGGGGGAACGUCCUCAGCCCCCUCGAGGUCAGCCUGUGGGUGUUUGCCAUCUCCACGUCUCUCUGUGUCGGGGAGACCGCAGCUGGACAGGCAGGGCUGUCGUGUCACGGAGAACCUGAGGGCAGAUUUCACGGCCUCUUCUCGAGGGGGAAGGAACCAUGUGGUUAGGAGGUUGGCCUCACGGGAGCCCCGGAGGCCCAGGGGGCAGAGACCCGUGCUCAUGCUGGGCGGCGUCACCUUGCUUACAAACUGUAAGAUAUGUUUUCUUUUCGUUUCUCUUUUUGUUCUUAUGCAACAUCCACGUCUGUGACAGCCCUCUGGGGAGAACAGCACCCAGAGAAAGGAUGCGUUCCCCCCCCCCCAGUGUAGCCUGUUUCUCAAUACUGGCAUCACGCUUCCAGAAGUUUUUCUUUUUUAUAUUUAAAUUGUUACUUUUCUGUAUGAUGUGCAUGCAAGUUUACCGUAACUUUUCUUAAACUUUUUAGUGCCGUUUCUAGUAUAUUCCUGUAAAUGUCAGUUACUGAAAAUGAGUCCAAUGUAAGUAGUUUUAGCUUGUUUAUUGCAAUGCUGGCCUCCACACAACAGAAUAAAAAUGGUAGAAAGUACUCUUUGAUGUUUCUGGUAAUCAUGGACCCUUCUCCUGGGGCAUUUGUUUUGUUUUCAUAAUAAAACCAAAAAAAAAAAGGUG
Mirounga angustirostris (Northern elephant seal) is the source of this 5587-nucleotide messenger RNA. RefSeq names its product bromodomain containing 3 (gene BRD3). The transcript has 12 exons. Lineage: Eukaryota; Metazoa; Chordata; Mammalia; Carnivora; Phocidae. Gene Ontology annotation, cellular component: chromatin; nucleus. Gene Ontology annotation, biological process: chromatin remodeling; regulation of DNA-templated transcription. The coding region runs from base 267 to 2447 and encodes 726 amino acids. The record is from RefSeq and is a predicted model, not a curated record.